Drosophila pseudoobscura is the source of this 1254-nucleotide messenger RNA. It is a transcript of the gene MSBP, whose product is annotated as membrane steroid binding protein. The transcript is spliced from 4 exons. NCBI's taxonomy places the organism in Eukaryota, Metazoa, Arthropoda, Insecta, Diptera, Drosophilidae. Gene Ontology annotation, cellular component: endoplasmic reticulum; endomembrane system; membrane. The coding region runs from base 213 to 1037 and encodes 274 amino acids. The record is from RefSeq and is a predicted model, not a curated record.
ACUUCUUACAUCCCUAUUUUGACCUUUAGUCUGCUACAAAACAACAGUCACUAUUCAUAUAGUUACAAUUUUUCUAAAACUAUUUUGUAAAUCAGUAUCUAUUAUUACACGUUUCCAUAGUUAAAACUGGUAUGGUUGCUAAAGAAUACACGUAUUUAUAUAUUUUAGACCUGUGUUUAUAAGUGAAUUUACUUCGUAAAGAGGCGGUGAAUAUGGACUCAACGCAAAACCUUGGAACAACUGGAAAUAUUAUUAGCCAUGAAGCAUUGGACGAGUCCUCGUUUGUUGGAAAUAUACUACGUGAAAUUUUGUAUAGUCCGAUGAACCUAGCACUUUUAACUGUAAUAGUCUUUCUUGUAUACAAAAUAGUGCGCGAUCGCACCGAAGUACCAAGUUCUAGUGCUCAGAAACAAACUUUACCAGAACUUCCCAAAAUACGACGCGACUUUACUGUUAAGGAACUACGACAGUACGAUGGCAACCAACUUGAUGGUCGAGUUUUAGUGGCAGUUAAUGGAAAUGUGUACGACGUUAGUAAAGGAAAACGCUUUUAUGGGCCAGGAGGACCCUAUGCUACGUUCGCUGGAAGAGACGCUUCACGAAAUUUGGCAACAUUUAGCGUGGUUUCGAAUGAUAAAGAUGACUUUGAUGACUUAAGCGACCUGAGUGCAGUAGAAAUGGACUCAGUGCGAGAAUGGGAAAUGCAGUUUAAAGAGAAAUAUGAGCUUGUUGGCAAGCUGUUACGUACGGGAGAGGAGCCUACUAACUAUGAAGAUGACGAGGACGAUGAAAAUAUUAUUAACAAUGAUGGAACUGUUGUUGCUCAAUCAGUUAAUGUAUUAAGCGAACAAAAAGAUGUCUUGCGGGAUCGCCAGUCUAAAAAUGUUACAUCGGAAACGGAGAUAUAUGCUAAAAAGAUCAGUGCGGUAGAUGAUCACAACUUCAAAGAAGAUCAAAUUGCUGGAAGUAACAUUUCACUUUCCACACCUUCCACCGAAAACAGUUCAUUAGGUGAAUUACCCAUAACCGAUUUUUAGCAAGGGAAAGGCUCAAAAUUCAAGAACUGUUUGUAGCUUCAAUACACAAUCGGAACCUGAGAAUCAUUCAGCAAUUUUGUCUUUAAAAUUAUUAUUAUUUUUUUUUUUAAGUUUAAAACAAUUAUAUUUUGCAUUAUGAAAAAACUGAAUGAGAUCACUAAAACGGAGCGGUGUGAACUAUGAAGGUAGACACACUCAUAUUUUUGUUAAAAAUUUA